GCUCCGCUGGUCUGCUUUAUUUUUAACACUUUGGGUGGGUCAAACAGCGGCUGAGGAGAAUGAGCGACCCUGCGCACUCCCUGCCCCUGCUGCAGCUCUCCCCCACCGUGACCUAGACCUCAGCGCCUCUCAUGGGAUUAUUAUUGCCCUUCAAAUAACGGACUUUAUUCUAAAGACAUCGACAAAGAAGUGUGUCAUUCUCCAGGACUGUUUUUCAGUUGUAUAGGUCAACCAUCUCUGGCAUUCCACUGUCUUGUCUUCGUGUGGCACGCUGAGGUGUUUGGUCCCUCUCAUUUCUCUUCAUCUCGAUGGCAACUAUGACCUCCACCACAGACUUUGACAAUGCUGAAAUCGCUCAGCAGUACAGCCGCAUCAACACCCGCUUCGAACUGUCUGACGAAGAGCUCGACAACGACAACAGCUCGGCCAGACUGUUUGAGCGCUCGCGCAUUAAAGCGCUUGCAGAUGAGCGGGAGGCUGUCCAGAAGAAGACCUUCACAAAAUGGGUGAAUUCAAUAUUAGCCAGAGUCAGCUGCCGAAUCUCAGAUCUCUAUCUAGACCUUCGGGAUGGGAGAAUGCUCAUCAAACUACUGGAGGUUCUGUCAGGGGAGAGACUGCCCAAGCCAACCAAGGGCCGAAUGCGCAUCCACUGUCUUGAGAAUGUGGACAAAGCUUUACAGUUUCUAAAGGAACAGAGGGUGCACUUAGAGAACAUGGGAUCACAUGAUAUUGUAGAUGGGAACCAUCGGCUCAUCCUAGGCCUUAUCUGGACCAUCAUUCUUCGUUUCCAGAUUCAAGACAUUAUAGUAGAGACAGGACAAGCUGACCAGACAGGCCGGCAAGAGACCCGCUCGGCCAAAGAUGCACUUCUCCUCUGGUGCCAGAUGAAGACUGCAGGGUACCCCAAUGUAAACAUCACCAAUUUCACCACAAGCUGGAAAGAUGGCAUGGCUUUCAACGCUCUCAUUCACAAACACAGGCCAGAUCUGGUGGACUAUGGCAAUCUAAGGAGGUCCAAUCCUACUCACAACCUUCAGCAGGCCUUUAAUGUAGCUGAAAAAAAGCUUGGUGUCACCAAGCUCCUGGACCCAGAAGAUGUAUUCACUGAGAACCCAGAUGAGAAGUCCAUAAUCACAUACGUUGUUGCAUUUUACCACUACUUCUCCAAGAUGAAAGCUUUGGCAGUUGAGGGCAAGCGAGUUGGCAAGGUGCUAGACCAGGCCCUUGAAACAGAGAAGAUGAUUGAGAAGUAUGAGACAUUGUCAUCAGACCUGCUAACAUGGAUUGAGCAAACCAUUAUUGUGCUGAACAACCGCAAGCUUGCUAACUCCCUUACAGGCGUCCAACAGCAAUUUCAGGCUUUCAACUCUUACCGUACUGUGGAAAAACCACCUAAAUUCCAGGAGAAAGGCAACUUGGAAGUACUGCUGUUUACCAUCCAGAGCAGAAUGAGGGCCAACAAUCAGAAAGUCUACACACCUAAAGAGGGUGCACUGGUGUCUGAUAUCAACAAGGAGUUGUGUGCUCUGGCAGCUCAGAGGAAAGCCCGACUUGAGCAGUCGCGACGACUUUGGAACUUUUUAUGGGAAACUGCAGAGUUGGAGAGCUGGAUUCGGGAAAAGGAGCACAUCUUCUCCUCUCUUGACUAUGGUAAGGACCUGACCAGUGUGCUGGUACUGCAGAGCAAACACAGUGUCUUUGAGGAUGAGCUUGCUGCCAGACAGGACAACUUGAAGCAGGUGAUGGACGAGGGAGAGAGCAUGAUUCAGGCCAAGCACUUGGGCUCCCCCAAAGUGCAGCAGCGCAUGGAUGAUGUGCAAAAUCAGUGGCAGCAGCUGGAGGAACUGGCCGCCUUCCGUAAACAGAAUCUGCAAGACACCCAACGCUUCUUCCAGUUUCAGGGUGAUGCUGAUGACCUCAAAGCCUGGCUAGUUGAUGCUAUGCGGCAGAUGAGCAGUGAUGACGUUGGGCAUGAUGAGUACACUACACAGCGACUGCUCAAGAAACACCGUGACUUGAGAGAUGAAGCCGCUAAGAACGGAGCCACCAUUGACGCUCUAUCCAAACAGGCCAAUGCACUUCCUGAGGAAUUAAGGAACACACCAGACAUCCAGGGGCGUCUGAAUGACAUCCGGGAUAUGUAUAUUGAGCUUUUGACCCUCUCAGACCUGAGGCAGAAGAAGCUGGAUGACACCAUGGCUCUUUACACAAUAUUCAGUGAGACAGAUGCUUGUGAGCUCUGGAUGGGCCAGAAGGAGACAUGGCUGGUUGGGCUGGAGACACCAGAGAACUUGGAAGAUCUAGAAGUUGUACAAAACAGGCUAAGCAUUCUUGCUCAGGAAAUGGGUAAUAUGCAGGCUCGGGUUGAUAACGUAAAUAAAGCAGCCAAACAACUCGAAGACAGCAGACAUCCACAAACAAAACAAGUGAAAGACUGUCAAACUCGUCUCAAUAGAAGAUGGGAAGCUUUUAAAGCAAUGGUAGAGGAUAAGAAACACAAAGUAGAUUCAGCCCUCAGCCUACAUAACUAUGAUCUUGAAUGUGAUGAGACGGAAUCAUGGAUAAAAGAGAAGACACGGGUUAUUGAGUCAACACAGGACCUUGGGAAUGACCUGGCUGCAGUCAUUACCAUUCAGAGAAAGCUCUUUGGCAUGGAAAGAGACCUUGCUGCCAUCCAAGAUAAGUUGGAUUUCCUACGUAAUGAGGCCCAGGAGCUUGUGAAGGACCACCCAGAGAAUGCUUCUGAUAUACUUGCCAGACAGAAAGAGUUGGAUGCAGCAUGGGACACCUUGAAACGCACCCUGAAAAACCGUGAAGACUCUCUUGGGGAGGUCAGCAAGCUGCAAACAUUCCUACAGGACAUGGAUGAUUUUCAAGCCUGGCUUUUCAAGACACAGAAGGCUGUUGCAUCUGAAGAUAUGCCUGAUGGUUUACCAGAGGCUGAGCAUUUCCUGAGUCUUCAUGAUGCUGUGAGGGCUGAUAUGGAUAGCCAUGAAGAAGACUACCACCGUGUGAGGGACACAGGAGCAGCUGUCAUUCAGGGCCAAGAAGAUGAUCCUCAGUACCAGCAGCUGGAGCAGAGGCUGGACGGUCUUGAUAAGGGAUGGGAUGAGCUGCACAAAAUGUGGGACAGCCGCAAGAGCUUCCUAGAUCAAGGUCUCGGCUUCCAACAGUUCAUGAGGGAUGCCAAGCAGGCUGAGGCCAUCUUAAAUAACCAGGAAUACAUUCUAGCCCACAUAGACAAGCCUGACACCCUGGAUGGAGCAGAGAUGGCCCUGAAGAAAUACGAGGACUUUGUAACCACCAUGGAUGCUAAUGAGGAGAAGAUACUCAGCACACCGGAGACUGGUCAGAGGCUGGUGGACAGUGGAAACCUUUACUCAGAAAGGGUCAAAGACAAGAUUUGCUCUAUUGAAGAUAGGUACAACAAGAAUCGAGACAAAGCCAAGGAAGUCUCAGGGAAACUGAAGGACAACAGGGAACUUCAGCACUUUCUUCAAAACACCCAGGAUCUUACACUGUGGAUAAAUGAGAAAAUGCUGACUGCACAGGAUACAUCAUAUGAUGAGGCUCGUAACCUCCAUAGCAAGUGGCAAAAACACCAGGCCUUCAUGGCAGAACUAGCAUCUAACAAGGAUUGGCUACAUAAUAUUGAUAAGGAGGGACAGAAAUUGAUGGAAUCCAAGCCUGAGUUUGAGCCCAUUGUCACCGAUCGUCUUGCUAAGCUUCAUGAACUUUGGGAUAAGCUGGAGAGCACCACACAGGAGAAGGCUCGGCUGCUUUUUGACGCAAACCGUUCUGAGCUGUUUGAUCAGAGCCUUGCUGACCUGAAGAAAUGGUUGGCUAAAUUGCAGCAGCAGCUCCAGGGUGAUGUGGACGAAGAAGUUAAGGAUCUUACUAGUGCCAACAUCUUACUGAAGAAACAUCAGAUGACAGAGAAUCAUGUUCGGGAUCAUGCACGGGAGCUUGAAGAACUUCAAGAAGCUGUACAGCAGCAUGCUUCUCUUAGAGAGGACCAACCUGAGCUUGAAAUUGAGCAGCAGACACUUCAGAGGGACUUCCAGAAGCUCCUCACACCUCUCGCCCAACGCAGGGGCAAGCUGGAGGCCGCUAAGGCAGUGCACCAGUUCUUCAGAGAUCUUGCAGAUGAGAUACUCUGGGUUAACGAGAGGUUACCAAUGGCAAUGUCAGAAGAACAUGGCAACAAUCUUCAGACUGUCCAACUUCUGCUCAAGAAGAACCAAUCUCUUCAAAAAGAGAUUGACGGUCACCAGCCACGCAUUGAUGAAGUGUUAGAGCGUGGUCGGCGAAUGGUGGCAGCAGCAGAGGGUAGUCCAGAAGAAGAACACAUGUCUGAGGAGAUGAAGAAGCUCCAGGAUGUGUGGGCAAAGCUGCAGGAUGAGAUGGUCAAACGGAGAGCACGGCUCUAUGGCUCUAAUGAGGCCCAGCAGUAUUACAAUGAUGCAGAUGAGGCUGAGGCCUGGAUAGGGGAACAAGAACUCUACAUGAUUGCUGAUGAGAAGGCCAAGGAUGAACAGAGUGCUAUGAUCAUGCUGAAGCGACACCUGCUUCUGAAGCUGGCAGUGGAUGACUAUGCACGCUCCAUCCAGCAGCUGGCAGACCGUGCCCAAAAGAUGCUGGCUGAAGAGCACCCAGAUGGCGAGGCCAUCAUCCGAAGACAAGGACAAGUUGACAAGCAGUAUGCUGGGCUGAAGGAGCUGGCAGACGACCGCAAAAAGAAGCUGGACCACACAUAUCAUCAUUUCUUGCUUAGUCGUGAAGUGGAGGAUCUUGAGCAGUGGAUUGCAGAGCGUGAUGUGGUGGCCUCUUUACAAGAGAUGGGCCAAGACCUUGACCAUGUGACGAUCCUGCGAGAUAAGUUCAGGGAGUUUGCACGGGAGACAGGGACAGUGGGUCAAGAACGUGUAGACACUGUGAACCGGAUCAUAGAUGAUCUGAUUGAAGCAGGCCACAGUGAGGCUGCAACCCUAGCGGAGUGGAAGGAUGGAGUCAAUGAGAGCUGGGCAGAUUUGCUGGAGCUCAUCGACACUCGUGCCCAGCUCCUUACAGCCUCCUAUGACCUGCUUAAGUAUUUUUAUGAUGGUAAGGAGCUGGUUGCUCAGAUUGAGGAGAAGAAGAAUGAGCUUCCUGAGGAUCUGGGAGAAGACUUCAGCAAAGCAGAGUCCUUCCACCGAAUGCAUGCUGCAUUUGAAAGAGCCAUCAGCUCCCUUGGCAAACAGGUGAAACAGUUCCAGGAGACCGCAACAAGACUGUAUUCCCAGUAUGCAGGAGAUCAGGCCACUGCUAUUCAAGCAACUGAAAAAGAGGUUGUGGAGGCCUGGAAUGGUCUGCUGGCUGCUUGCGCAGGCAGGAGGAAGCAGCUGGAGGAUACUGCAGACAAAUUCCGCUUCUUCACCAUGGUGAGAGACCUACUGGCCUGGAUGGAAAGCAUCAUUCAGCAGAUAGAGACACAGGAAAAGCCACGAGAUGUCUCCUCAGUGGAGCUCCUGAUUAAGUAUCACCAAGGGAUCCGUGCUGAAAUUGAGACGCGUGGGCCAAAGUUUAAUCAGUGUGUGGAGCUGGGCCGGGCCCUCCUGGAACGCAAGCAUAAGGACUCUGCAGAGAUUAAAGAGAAGCUGAUGCAACUGGUAGAGAAGAGGAAAGAGAUGAUGCUCAAAUGGGAUGAAAGAUGGGAAUGGCUUAGACUUUUGUUGGAGGUAUGUCAGUUUGCCAGGGAUGCAUCUGUGGCAGAGGCCUGGCUGAUUGCCCAGGAGCCAUACGUGGCCAGCAGGGAUCUGGGUGAGACAGUGGAUGAGGUCGAAAAACUGCUCAAGAGACAUGAAGCCUUCGAGAAAUCCACUGCUACAUGGGAAGAGCGUUUCUCAGCACUGGAACGUCUUACAACAUUGGAGCUGUUGGAAAUUCGGAAACAACAACAGGACAUAGAACAGUACAGACAAGAGGCGGAAAAAGAGAGCAGGAGAGAAGACACUGGGUUUGCAGAGGAGUCUUCACAACUCUACACCACAGAAGAACAGUCUCUGUCUGGUUUAGGAGUAAUAGAGCCAAGUUCCGUGGGAGUUGAUGGCACAGCGGGGGACUCCACUGUGCCUUUGAUCUCAGAGAUGCAGGAAAGUGGCUCACUGGAGCUGGACCCUUCCACAUCCAUCCAGGUUACCAAAGAGACAGAAAAAGCUGCCACGCUUCCCACUGAAUCUUCACAAGUUCAAUCAGUCUUGAUGGAGGGACCUCUAUCCCGCAAACAUGAGAUGGAGGGACCUAAUAAGAAGGCAUCCAACAGGUCCUGGAACAACAUUUACUGUGUGCUUAAAUCUGGGCAGCUCUCUGUUUACAAGGAUGCCAAGAGCUUUAGUCACAGUGUCACCUACCAUGGUGAGGAACCCCUGAACCUCACCAAUGCUUCUUGCGAGAUCUUGACUAACUAUAAGAAAAAGAAGCAGGUGUUCAAACUCCAACUUGAAGAUGGAAGUGAAUAUCUGUUCCAGUGUAAAGAUGAGGAGGAACUCCAGAACUGGACUCAGGCUAUAGAACAGGCAGCACAAGCUGUGACAGAAGAACCAGUUGCAGGGCCAUCAGGAGUGAAGGCACAAAGCCUACCUCCACCUUCUUCCUCUACUCUAGAGGUUCCCUCAACCAAGAAGGAAAAGGAGAAGAGGUUUAGUCUGUUCGCUAAGAAGAAAUAAACUCCUGGACAGAAUGUGACACAGGUGAAAUGGAACAGAUUUAUAACACCAUUUUUUUUUUUUUACAUUAUAUUAAUUUGUAAGAAUUUAGCUAUAUGAAAUGUAGAUUACACUGCUGCCUGUAUCUAAGCUAAUGACGUGUUGCUAAUGUCCACACGUAUGCUUUUUUAUGUUUUGCUGUAUUUUUCUGAUACUAGAGUCACAUACCACAUUCACUCUGUAUACAAAUAAAAGCACAGGAACCAAUCAAAUUUAACCAAAAAUAUUUGUAAGAAAAAAGGAGUUCUUCUUGUCUUGAUUUUUUUGUUAUGUGUUGAGUUUCUUCUAGGCAUGCUUCAGUAUGUAUUUUGACUAUAAAUAACAUGCUUAGUUUUGUUAAUCUGCCUUAUUCCUUUAAAAUGGUUGCAAAUGUAAUACUGUGCUCUUUGCAUCGGAACUUAUAGAAUUUAAAUAGAGGUUGACAUUGGAGAGGUGUUUCUUUUUGUAAAUGGUCAUCAGCUAGCAGGAGGUGUGAUGAUGGUGUUUAACACUAUAGCGUUAACAUGAUCUAUAUGCAAUAAGCAGUGUUUAGUGUACUUUUAGACUGUUUAGGUGUUGUAUUUUUCAUUAUUCCAACAAACAUAUGAAUAUUAAUAUUUUCAUAAUAUUAUAUUCAAAUGUGAACAUAUUCAUGCCAUUAUGUAUGAAUGCAUUAAGAAGUACAGCAAUGGUACUAAAGAGAAUACAAAGAUGAGAGAGGUAGAUUUUUUUCUUUCCAAAACCUUAACUACGCUGAAUACUUUUGGAAAAGCAUGAACUAAUAUAUUUAUUUAAUAUGGUGCUAUAUCUUUAAGAUAAGAGUUUUACCCUCUCAUAACUCAGGUUCCCUAGUAUUAGUCACAUUAUAAAUGCCCUUACACAAGGACAGAAAAACCAAAAUGUAUCUCUCACAUCAUCAUAACAAUGAUUAAAAUUUGAAAGUGAUGUGUACAGCUUGGAUAAUGCAGUAUAAAUUAAACGUGGUAGCCAAUGAAUGUUUGAAAACAUGGAGAAUAGUGUGUCAUACAAAUAUGAAUGUAGAAAUAAUGGUAAAGGGGAAAUUUUACCUGUAACAUAAUAAUAAUAAUAUUAAUAACUUCCUAAAUACAUUUAAACUGAAUGCUCAUAUUCUGAUCAUGCUAAUUAAAUAUUCAUUACUUAUAUUUUAACUACGUUUUUGAAAUGUUGUAUCAAAACAGUAAAACAGUACAUUGAAUUUAACACAGAAUUGAAGAGCCCUAUUUCCAAAGUCUUAGGUUUUUUCAGUAUUAUAUUAAUAUGGAUAUAUAUGGAUAUAUCCAUACUGUUUCUGCCAGGCACUGCAAGCUAAAAUAAGCAAUGUUUUUUUUUUAUUUGCAUUUUUUCUUUUUCUUAUUAUUAUUAUUUUUUCUUUUUUUUUAUUGCAGAAACAUUUUUAACAAUAGUUAAAUUUCAUCUCACUGUUGGUUUCUUGGAUAUGAAUAUGUUUACAGAGUCAUGUUUUGCGAGGGUCAGCAUGGUGCUUUAUUAAGAUGGUGUUUUUUUUUUUGGCCAUUACAUCUCGGACCUCCAAAUCUUUCUUUCUCUCUCUCUCUCUCUCUCUUGGUUUAAACACACUGCAGUCUACGUUAGAAUUAACUCCCUUUCAACUAAUAUGCCUCCAUUCUCUCUUCUCCUUUUAUAUCUGUAUGUUCAAUGCAAAAUCACAUAUAAUAAUUUGAAAGCAAGGUAUGACUCAUUUUAGGAGCAUAAAAAUCAAUAAACUGUGUUUGCAGUAACCAUUGCCCAUUUUUGUCUGUUUAAGGACUUGUAGUGUGUGUUUCUGUCUGAGUCUUAUUUACUUUUCUAUUAAGUGAGUAUUACACAGUCUGAUCAGGUAAAGUUGAAUUAACUAAACUAAGUAAAAUGUUAUUUAAAAUUAAUGUUAAAACAUACCGCUCUUGUCCAGUAGAAGACACUGCUGUGCUGAGCAAGUGUGAGAAUGUUGUAAGAAAAUAGUGAUGUGUUUAGUUCAUGAAAUUCAUGGAGUAACAUUUACACUACAUCCACUCAAUGUCAAACUAAAAUCAUUAGACGUUGAUCUUUUGUUGGUUUUAGGUUGUGGCAUUAACACUACCACUACUUAGCAAUAAAACUAGUAAGUUAAUACAGACUCAAGAUUAUGUUGUGCACGAAUUAAACGUCAUGAACGUAAAUGACAUAUUUUGGAUUCAAAAACGACUAUUAAAUCUACAGUAAUCGAUGAACCAACGA
This is a messenger RNA of Sinocyclocheilus anshuiensis, 8954 nucleotides long. RefSeq names its product spectrin beta chain, non-erythrocytic 1-like. The transcript has 34 exons. Lineage: Eukaryota; Metazoa; Chordata; Actinopteri; Cypriniformes; Cyprinidae. Gene Ontology annotation, cellular component: spectrin. The coding region runs from base 309 to 6704 and encodes 2131 amino acids. The record is from RefSeq and is a predicted model, not a curated record. Gene Ontology annotation, molecular function: actin binding; structural constituent of cytoskeleton; phospholipid binding.